Molecule: messenger RNA, 324 nt
Organism: Echinops telfairi (small Madagascar hedgehog)
Lineage: Eukaryota; Metazoa; Chordata; Mammalia; Afrosoricida; Tenrecidae
Product: 60S ribosomal protein L35a-like
Exons: 1
Biological process (GO): ribosomal large subunit biogenesis; cytoplasmic translation
Cellular component (GO): cytosolic large ribosomal subunit; ribosome
Molecular function (GO): structural constituent of ribosome
Source: RefSeq, a predicted model, not a curated record
AGGCUCUGCUCUCAGGCCACUUUUGCUGGCUGUAAACGGGGUCUCUGGAACCAGAGGGAGCAAGUGGCUCUUCUUAAAAUUGAGGGUUUUUACAACCGAGAUGAAACAAAAUUCUGUUUAAACAAGAGAUGUGCUUAUGUGGACAAAGCAAAGAACAACACAAGAACUCCUGGUGGCAAACCUAACAAAACCAGAGUCACUAGGGGAAAGGUAAAUCGUUCACAUGGAAACAGUGGCAUGGUUCAGACCAAAUUCAAAAGCAACCUACCUGUUCAGGCCAUUGGACACAGAACCCAUGGGAUGUUGUGUCCCUCAAGGAUUUAA